Molecule: messenger RNA, 798 nt
Organism: Cercopithifilaria johnstoni
Lineage: Eukaryota; Metazoa; Nematoda; Chromadorea; Rhabditida; Onchocercidae
Source: the annotation of a GenBank genome assembly
AUGAAUUGGUUGAGGUACCCAGAUCUGAAAGAACUAGUAAUCGAGAAUUGCGAUCGUUUACGUGCAAUUGAAAAAUUUGCAUUCAAAGGCUUAAAUCGUUUGAAAUUACUUCGCUUAGCUAACAAUCCAUCGCUAACUGAUAUAGCGAAGAACGCAUUUUCGCAGAUUUCUAAUAAUCAUGGCUUACGAAUUCAAUUAGUUAAUAAUAGUUUUACUCGAGUACGACAAGGUUUCUUCAGACAAUUGAGUCGCUUGAGAGAGUUCACGUUAGAAGGUCAAAACUUGAAAAUUGAAGUGAAUGCCUUCGCCGGCCUUACGCAAGUCGACUUUUUCAAUUUAUUCGGUGUGAUUUCAUUCGGAUUACGACCAUUCGAAAAUGUUUCCAGAGUACAUAGGUUUGAAAUUAGUCGUUCAAAUUUUUCUAUCUCACCUGGUGUAUUUACCGCUCUAUCACAUGUACGAGAAAUUUAUAUCACCUCAAAUGAUAUUGAUACUAUAAAUACGGGAGCAUUUAUCGGUCUUUAUACAAUUGGAUGCUUAACUGUAAGUGAUAAUAAAAUUGGGAACAUUUCGGGUCAUGCAUUUUCAUCUAUCGUCAAUAUUGGAGAGAUUAUUAUUGAGCGUAACAAUAUACGACAUCUGGAAACGGAAGCUCUGAUAAGUGAAGCAUGGCGAACCAGAUUUCGGGAUAAUAUACUGUAUUGUAGUUGUAUUAUUAAUUGGCUAAAACAUAUCAAUGUAAAGAUUAUUUUUCGCUUUUAUUCUACAUUCAAGUAUCGUAUGAAGCUUUUUUCUUAG